CCGCACAGGUCUCUACACGCGUGCGUGAAAACGUGCUGACAACUAAAGAUGGCGGCCUGUGCGCUACGAAGAGGUUUGCUUAGCACCGUCAGUAAAUACAACAGCAAACAAACGCACAGAUUACUGAGUGUCGCAGACGCCGGCGCUGGGUUCGAAGCGUACAAACUGCGGCUUCAAUGCCGCACGUGCGGACUGUCCGGCGAUGUUCAGCAGAGGAGGUUUAUGUCGUCCCGGAACAGGCCUGAAGGGAAGAUUUUGGAAACUGUGGGAGUGUUUGAGACUGUGAAGCAGCACGGAAAAUAUGAGACAGGACAGCUGUUUCUCCACAGCGUGUUUGGCUACAGAGGCAUCGUCUUGUUUCCCUGGCAUGCCCGACUCUAUGACAGAGAUAUCACCCCUCCCAUGUCUGACAGUAAACCUGAGCCUCCAGGAGCCCACGGCUCCAAGGAGGUAAAGGGAAAGACUCACACCUACUACCAAGUCCUGAUUGACACCAGGGACUGCCCUCACAUAUCUCAGAGGUCCCAGACAGAGGCAGUGACGUUUCUGGCCAACCAUGAUGACAGCAGGGCUCUCUACGCCAUCCCAGGUCUGGACUAUGUGAGCCAUGAAGACAUCCUGCCUUAUAACUCUGCAGAGCAGGUUCCCAUUCAUCACGAGCUGUUUGAGCGCUUCCUCAUGUACAACCCUGCAAAAUCCCCACCAUUUACAGCCAGAGACACCCUGAAGGCUUGGCAGGAGAAGAACCACCCGUGGCUGGAGCUCUCGGACGUGCACAGAGAGACCACUGAGAACAUCAGAGUCACGGUCAUCCCCUUCUACAUGGGAAUGAGGGAGGCCCAAAACUCUCAUGUUUACUGGUGGAGAUACUGUAUCCGUCUGGAGAACUUGGGAAAUGAAGUGGUUCAGCUGAGAGAGAGGCACUGGAGGAUCUUUAGUCUGUCAGGAACCCUGGAGACAGUCCGAGGACGAGGGGUCGUAGGCAGGGAGCCGGUGUUGUCUAAGGAGCAGCCAGCCUUCCAGUACAGCAGUCACGUGUCUCUACAAGCCCCCAGUGGUCACAUGUGGGGGACGUUUCGCAUUGAAAGGACCGAUGGCUCCCACUUUGACGUUCGCAUUCCCCCUUUCUCCCUCGAGAGCAACAAAGACGACAAAGCGCCCCCCGCUGGCUACACAUUCUAGCAGACGUGUAGCCUCCUGGCUCCUGAACACGCUGUGGGGUGAUGGCUUGUCUAGAAUUGUUCUUUGUCCGUAACGUUGCCUCAGCCUACAGUGUAAGACUAGCGUGAGUCAGGUUACGUAAACAGAACAUUUAGCUUCUCUAGGUCAUCCAAAUGAACGCCCACCUUGCCCUCGCUUCCGUCAGAGUGCACCCAAUAGCAGAUUGAGUCAUAAUGGGUAGAAAACAGAUGUGUCCUCAUCCCAUGUUGUGUAGGGGAGGAACGGUAGCAUUGCCAAGCAGUCGCACAUGAACCCAACAGCUGAAACAUUGGUCAGGUGUCUCUUGGUUACUAAAGGGAUGGUUCAUGACUGCAGAGCCUCAUGAUGAUCAGUAGAGUUUGAGUUAAAGUUCAAAUAAUAAACCCAAAACUAACACUGUUUUGAACUACAUGGCUGAAUACGUGUCCUGUAGUAGGGUGAUAACUAUAAUUUCGGGCUGGUGUUCUGGUUUUUAAAGUUAAACCCCUCUCGUCUUGUCUGCCAGACUUUUGCCUAACACUAUAAAGAAGUCUGAUUUUGAGUGAAGCACAAUGGGUGGAAUCAACACUGGUCAGCAGAACAACAGUAAAUGUUCAAGUGAAACCGAAUCUCAAAGUGAGCAUCUAAUAUAAUGACGUGCAGAGUUUAUGAAAUCUCGACAUCUGGAAACAGAUGUCAUAUGAAAUGUUGCUGGUUACUUUCACAUUAGACCUGUCCUGCAGCUUUCUGCUGUUGCUAUAGAAGGCAUUUCCAGCAGAUCACUAGCCAGUUGUAUGACAACUGACUCGGUUUGUUAGGAGUUAAACUAUAUGAACUAAAAAUAUUUAUUCAAUAAAACCUUUAAUUUUUCGUUUGUGGGGUAUUUUGAUGUUUUUUUUUUCUGAUUAUCUGUUUUACUUUAACUGCAAAAAUAUGAUUGUUUGCAUCAGUGAACUAUUGCAUUAUUUUAUUUGAUCACUUAUAUAGAAUCUGGUUCCUUGUUGACAUUUAAAUGCUCUUUUUGCUGGAAAGGAUCUGAAGGUCAGAACUUAAUUGUGUUUGUAUAACAAAUGCAAUGUAUUGUAAAGUAAACCAAGCAAACUGUACAGUGUUGUGGAAACAGAGUGUGUGUGAGCGAGUUUGUGUGAGCGAGUGUGUUGAGAAAAACAAAAAACAAGGAAGUCCUUAUGACACAAACUGGACCUUUUUGGUUCUGGCCAGCUGUUCGUCUGUUUUUCGUAUCUGCUGCGAUAGGAAAUGUCAAGAACCUAAAAUUUCUUUGCGUUCAUGGGAGGGCAAAGUUUUUUUUGUUUUGUUUUGUUUUGAUAAGCAAUUUGAUGAAGCUAUGAUGAUUGAAAUACUUCUGUAUAUAGAGAUGUAAUUAAAGGCCAAGCUAAUAAAAACACCGUUGGAAACCUCA
Messenger RNA from Betta splendens (Siamese fighting fish), 2599 nucleotides. It is a transcript of the gene poldip2, whose product is annotated as polymerase (DNA-directed), delta interacting protein 2. The transcript is spliced from 11 exons. Bases 49 to 1182 code for a protein of 377 amino acids. Gene Ontology annotation, molecular function: DNA binding. Gene Ontology annotation, cellular component: mitochondrial nucleoid; nucleus. Gene Ontology annotation, biological process: error-free translesion synthesis. NCBI's taxonomy places the organism in Eukaryota, Metazoa, Chordata, Actinopteri, Anabantiformes, Osphronemidae. The record is from RefSeq and is a predicted model, not a curated record.